ACUCAUUUCCAAUUGUAGUUUUAUUUUAUACUUCAUUAGUUGCAGAUGAAGAUUUAUUUAUUUUCGAGCACGUGUAUUUGUUUAUACAUACAAACGGUAAAUGUUUCAUUUUACUUGCUGCCUCCCCCUGAGUUGAUGGGAUUUGGUACAUUCCAGUGGCGUUUGGCUGGCUUGAGUAAAGAGUCUUCAUACAGCCGCACUGUGGAGUCUGCCGGCAACACGCGCAUCUGCGGGAAUGGAGUGAGCUGAGGGUGUGUAUUGAGGUUGGAUGCUGCAAAGAAAGGUCAAAGCUGAAGAUUGAACUGUUGGAAAGAAGAAGAAAACAACUGCAGAAUAAGGAAAAUAAGCAUGGAUUGUAAAGAGGAGAUCAGUGACUCUGAUAGCGGGAUUAUUUUGAACUCUGGUCCAGACAGUCCCACAUCUCCAGUGAAGGAGCUUAACACUCACACAAGGGCCAUGAGGCUGAAGCAGCAGGCGCUGGAGGACCGGCUGGAGCUCUGUGUGCUGGAGCUCAAGAAACUCUGCAUCCGAGAGGCUGAGCUGACUGGAAAACUGCCCUCCGAUUACCCUCUCCUGCCUGAUGAGAAGCCGCCGCAGGUCCGGCGACGCAUCGGAGCCGCUUUCAAACUAGAUGAGGGUUUUAUUUCACAAGAUGGAGAGGAGUCUGAGCUGCUUUCGCUGGAGGCUGAUCUUGCCCUGCAGCGGCAGAUUUAUGAGGCAGCGCGAAAGCUCUCCCUGGAGGAGCACAUCAGCAAACCGGUGAGGAAAAGCCGACUGCAGCAGUGCAAACGUGAGGAGAAGAAGCUGAAAGAGCUGCAGGAUGCCAUACUGAAACACCGCAUCAACCACGGCUGUGUUUCUCCUCAAACCUGCUAUUCGUCCAGGCAGAGAGAUCUUUGCAUGUCUGACGACAGCUCGCUUUCUGAUGCUGUUGCCUUAGAUGAUGAUUCAGACUCUGCUCCCUUUUCUCCGGCUGUUCUGGGAUCUUCCACAGACAGCGGAUUUCAGCGUCUGACUCUUUUACCCAAACACGCUCCAAAGCAGUCAAGCUCCAGCUCCAGUCUGGACUAUGAUGCUUCACCCAUCCAGAACUCUCCAUGGAAGGAAUCUAGUUUGGAUCAGCCCUACCAGAAGCCAAAGCCAUCUCACUCUGCUGGCAGCAGCCGCUCAAGCAGUCCAACAGGCUCCCCAACAGACAGCAGGAUGGCAGAGCUUCCUCCAGCACCCCAGUUUGUGUUCAAGAGUCUACCGGUGCGAAACAAUCAGCCAAACAGCGCCCCCUCCACACCGGAGCUGCCACUGCGCCGACACUUCUCACAGUCCUUCAGGCUUCCCAGAAGCAAACCAGAACUUGCCAAGCCUGGCACAGAUCUGGGACGAGGACGAACCAAACUGCCCCGCCGCAGAGUGACUGAUUUUGCUUUGGCCUACUCUGUUCAGCGCCUCUAUCAGUGCAGCUCUGAGGACAGCAGCUCCGAGCUCUCCAUUUCCUCAUACAGCAGUUCCUCCAGCCGAGAGACCACCAGCGACGGACCUAAGCCCUGUCCACCUCCAUACGGUUACCAUCGCACUCUUCCAGCUAAAGCAAACCACGCCAACAACAACACACUCAACGCCAACAACACACUCAAAAACAACAACAACAACCCACCUCGCCUCGUGCCAGGCGCCAAUCGAGUAAAGAUCAACAACGGGACGCCACUGCAGGCAGAUAUAGCAAAACUGCAGCUUGGACCAACUUCACAAUCUGCAACCUUAAAUGUUAAUAAUAAACCCAAACAAGCGGAGGUCACAUCUCCCAAACGGAUGCUCAAGCCUCCACCGCCAUACACAAAAGUGGUUCGCACGACCUCUCUUAGAGAAUACCCCAAUCAUCCCAGCCGUGUGCUUCCUCGAGAUGUGGUGUCCGGAGAGCUUAAAACUUGGCACCAGAAAAACAACGUGGUGGCGCCCAAAACCCGUUCACUUGAACGCCAAGGGUCAAUGAGGAUCAAGCGCCCGGAGCCGCCACCGUACCACCAGAUUCCAUCUCACAAACAGGUUUCUCAGAAAGUGAUUCUGCAAAGGGCUUCCGAUGGGACGCCGCUGCAGUGGUACGAGGAGGAAGACUCUGAGAUUGUGAGUCAGGUGUAAACAGGAAUAAAGAAAACGCGAACUACACCUUUUUGUAUUUUUAUUUAUUGAGCCAAUGGACUCGCCAGUGUAGUCUGAUAGUGAAAAUUACGUUAAUUCUCACCGAGAUGUUUUCGACCGCGUUGGAGCUGAGCCAGUGAAAUUUACUCCUCAAUUCCAUUUAUGCCUACAUUUGUGAUUACAUGUCAAGUCUAAGACUUCCUCGUACGGCAUCAUGCCAGAUAUUUAAGAUGAAUGUAUAAAUAAUUGUAAUUUUAUUGAUGUCAGGAGAGCGUGGCCCACUUUUUCAAAUGACCGAUUGAUGCCCUUGUGAAAAUGACAAUUUCAUAUAUAUAUUUGUGUCUGGUACACGAUUAUUCAUGAAGUAUUAUGUAAUGUCUUUGUUUCCCCAUUAUUUUAUUUAAUUUAACACAUUAUGAAUUAAUAUAUUAUUUGUCCGUAUUAUGUUUUAUUUGUAAAUUAAUAUUGCCCCUUUGCUAACACUUUUUUAAAUUAGUGAAAUGCUCUGCUACUGUAUUACGCAUUGUAAGAAUAAUCCAUCUGCGAGUCUGAUAUGCAGAUAUUUUGCUUCAUGUUUGUACACUAAUUAUGGAAAAAAUAUAUUAUUUAUAACACACUUUAAUAAACAA
Messenger RNA from Danio aesculapii, 2762 nucleotides. RefSeq names its product innate immunity activator a (gene inavaa). Bases 349 to 2133 code for a protein of 594 amino acids. The transcript has 10 exons. The record is from RefSeq and is a predicted model, not a curated record. Lineage: Eukaryota; Metazoa; Chordata; Actinopteri; Cypriniformes; Danionidae. Gene Ontology annotation, biological process: adherens junction maintenance; positive regulation of protein ubiquitination.